UUCCCUCCAUAAGGUCUCACUUCUGUUGCAAGAUGCUCUGAGUAGUCUCAGAGGUUGACAUUAAAACAAACAUGUAGAAGACGCAAAGCAAGAGAUUAACACUCGAUGAGGAGAGAUAACAUAUCACUCAGAAAACUCGUUGCAGAUGGAUUCUACAAAGAAGCACUUUCCUUCUUCUCCCACCUCCACUCUUCUUCUUCUUCCCCUACCCUUCAUUCCUUCACCUUCCCCACUCUCUUCAAAGCAUGUGCCAAACUUCGUUUACCUUCCCACACCCAAACCCUCCACGCCCAUCUCCACAAAACCGGUUUCCAUGCCGACCCUUAUGCUACCUCCGCCCUGACCGCAGCCUAUUCUGCGACCCCUCGCCAUUUUCCUGACGCACUCAAGGUGUUUGACGAAAUGCCCCAACCAAACGUUGCCUCUCUCAAUGCAGCGCUUUCGGGUUUCUCGCUAAAUGGGCGUAGCGGAGAAGCUAUCCGGGUGUUCCAGCGAAUUGGGUUGGGCCCCUUGAGGCCCAACUCGGUCACCAUUGCGUGCAUGCUAGGUGUUCCUCAUGUAGGUGUCGACCAUGUUGCACUGGUGCAUUGCUGCGCGUUGAAGUUAGGAGUUGAAUUUGAUGUCUAUGUUGCCACCUCGCUUGUCACUGCGUAUUCCAAGUGUGAAGAGUUAGUUUCUGCGACUAAGGUAUUAGAGGAGUUGCCUGUGAAGAGUGUAGUGAGUUACAAUGCUUUUAUUACUGGUUUGUUGCGGAAUGGAGUUCUUCAUUUGGUGUUGGAUGUGUUUAGGGAAAUGAUGAGAGAGGUGCGUUUGGACUGCAAACUCAAUUCAGUGACGUUGGUGUCUGUUCUUUCUGCAUGUGGUAGUCUACAAAGUGUUCGCUUAGGGAUGCAGGUUCAUGGGCUUAUAGUGAAACUUGAAGUGGAUGAUGGGGUUAUGGUGGUGACUGCACUUGUCGAUAUGUAUUCAAAGUGUGGUUUUUGGCAUUCUGCUUAUGACGUUUUCACGGGGGCGGAAGGGGACAGUAGGAACUUGAUCACAUGGAACUCCAUGGUUGCUGGAAUGAUGUUAAAUAAAGAGAGUGAGAGAGCUGUUGAUAUGUUUAGACGGCUGGAAUCUGAAGAGUUGAAGCCUGAUUCAGCUACUUGGAAUUCCAUGAUUAACGGGUUUGCACAACAAGGGGUGUGUGGGGAAGCUUUUAAGUACUUUAGGGAAAUGCAGUCUGUUGGUGUGGCUCCGUGUUUGAAAAUUGUUACUACCAUUUUGUCAACGUGUGCAGAUUCAUCUAUGUUACGACAUGGAAAAGAAAUACAUGGGUUUGCUUUAAGAACUGAUAUCAAUAGGGAUGAUUUUUUGGCAACUGCUCUGGUUGACAUGUAUAUGAAAUGUGGGCAUGCAUCUUGGGCACGAGAAGUUUUUAAUCAGUUUGAUACAAAACCAGAUGAUCCUGCAUUUUGGAAUGCAAUGAUAGGGGGGUAUGGGAGAAAUGGAGACCAUGAAUCUGCCUUUGAAAUCUUUAAUAAAAUGCUGGAAGAAAGCGUUCGACCAAACAGUGCUACAUUUGUUUGUGUUUUAUCUGCUUGCAGCCACACAGGUCAAGUUGAUAGAGGGUUGACAGUUUUUAGAAUGAUGAUAAAAGACUAUGGCUUGCAGCCAAAGCCUGAGCAUUUUGGUUGCAUUGUUGAUCUUUUAGGUCGGUUUGGUAAGUUGGGUGAAGCUCGAGGUCUGGUGCAGGAAUUAGCAGAGCCUCCUGCAUCUGUUUUAGCUUCUUUGCUCGGUGCUUGUAGGUGUUACCUAGAUUCAAGUCUUGGGGAAGAAAUGGCCAUGAGGCUUCUAGAUAUAGAACCAGAAAAUCCAACUCCUCUGGUGAUCUUGUCUAAUAUAUAUGCCGGGCUAGGAAGAUGGAAGGAAGUAGAAAGGGUAAGAGGGAUGAUCACGGAUAAGGGAUCGGACAAACUCUCUGGCCUUAGCAUGACAGAAGUUGCAUCGAAAUAACACUUACAUAGAAAAAAUUUAAAUAAAAUGUUCUUUCUGAUAAUAUAAGAGUUUGUAACAUUUAGAGUAUCUCCACCGUAUUUUAACUUCCACAAAAAUCACUGAAUAAAAAUUUCCUUCACUGCAAAUCCAUAGUAAUCAUCAAAAUGGUAAGGAGGUUCGGUUACAAAACAAGAGAUAACAUCUCUCAGUGUAAUGACUCCAACUAAUUCAUCCUGUCCAUCUACCACAUGAAUCCUGUGAAUAGACUGAGAAGCAAGAGUAUGGAUCACACUAUGCAGUGUCGAGUCAGGCUUGCAUGUUAUAGGCUGGUGGCUAGCGUUCCCAGUUUGCAGGGACGAAGAGACAAUUCUUUUCAGGAAAUCCAUCACAGUCAGUUGCCUAGAAUUCAAAACAGAGUAACAGCGAGUAGAACAUUUCAGACUUAGCAGCAAGUAUCUGAUGUCUCGUAUGCUCACGUUUCCAACAACUUUCUUCCUUGGCCCCUCUACUACAGGAAGACCACCGAUUUUAUUAUCCCUCAUUUGCUUGAAAGCUUCAAGAAUCAACUCAUUGCUCUGAAUGCUAAUAACCUGGACAGGAAGAAAAAUUAUGUUUUUAAACCUUACAGCCUAGGGAAACUGAAAAUAUAAGACACCAAUCCUUGCCUCAGCUGUAGACAUAAAUGGAAGUCCAAGAUCAGAUAUACACUUUUCUGCAAUGCAGUCAAACCAAUCUCUGCCUUUGCAUCUCUCAAGACCUUGGAUAACUGCAGACUGAGUAAUGAAGUUCACCAUGUCAGGUUUAUCUGGUUCUAUGACAGGUACAUUCCUCAGCCUAUACUUUGAGAGAAGCAACAAGACAGUCAACAUAGCGCUAUCUCUUGCAACUGGAACAAAAGGUGCCCAUCGAUAUGAUUUAAGUAUUGAUUUCACCUGAAACCAUAAAUCAACUCACAAAUGUUUGUUUUUUCUUUUCAAUAUGGAGAUAAGAGAAGAAUUUACUGACCUGUAUUUGGCUUAGGUUAUGAAAAAAAAAUCCCAAAUGAGUUAUGUAGGGACAUAGCCAUCUUAUUUUCUAUGAUUGGUUACAGCCUACAAAUACAAUAGAAUCUAAUUGUAUAAAUGACUAGCUAACCAGCCUAGCUCUGCUCUGCAUUGGCCUUUUCUAUUAAUGAGAUAACCUUAAAAAGAUUCAUUCUCAAUGAAGGAAAAGAGGUGCUCAUACCAAGACAGAGCUAACAUCAACAUAAAAGUCAUGAACCCAUAGUUAACUCCAGAACCUCUGGCAUUCUCAUGCUUACCGUUGUUGACUUGAAGGGUUCUUCUUCCAGUAAAACUUUGUAAAAAUCUUCUCCCAGGUUAUCAGCAGCUUGAGGUGCACCUUUAGUCAUCAUAUUUUCUGCAGCAAUGCCACUUGCCAGUGCAGCACCAGCUGCAGCAGCAGUUAUUCCCGCCAUUGCAGCAGGACUUGUCAUUCCCAAUGCUAUUGCUCCCAAAGCACCCACGGUUCCUGCACCAACUCCAGCAGCUGUUGCUGAACCUGCUGAUAUAGCUGCUGCUGCAAGUUCUGCGCUCUCCAGCACCCAGAGAAUGAUGGCUGAAUAAUCAAUGAUGCCAAGGUACUUGACACUCCAAUCUGAACUAUCAGCUGCGUCUGGGUCUUUUACUGGUGCUGCUAAAAUGUUUCUUUCAGAUAGAAUCUUAACUGCUUCUCCUACGGGCGUGUCUGCUAGAAUUUCAAUCACUACCAAGGCAUUUCAUAUGUUAGUGCUUUUUUCCCAUGCAGAUCUUUAACUCAUUAAAUGCAUAAGGUAUCCCUUACCUUUUCCGCUAGGAACUUCUGGAAAAGAAGAGACCGGAAUCUUUGCAAAUGCAUCUGUCAAGGUUUCCUGCAAUGACAGCGGUAGCUUCUUUCUAGAUUGUAUGAUUUCGAAAUAGGUCUCACAUUUUGAAAGUGAGUCGCUUGUUCUGAACUCCUGUUCUUGCGCCAUAUUUGGAACUAAAGGCAUGAAUUAAGAGAUGCUUCAAUAAUUUUCAUAAAAUUACAGAAUUGUAGUCGUACAGAUAUGUAGACCCCGUCUACUUAAUUUACAUUGAAAAUAAAGCUAUCCCUACCUGUUGUCAAAAAGUUAGCAAGAUCAAUGGGAUUUUCAUA
This is a messenger RNA of Vigna umbellata (rice bean), 4131 nucleotides long. RefSeq names its product Pentatricopeptide repeat (PPR) superfamily protein. The record is from RefSeq and is a predicted model, not a curated record. Gene Ontology annotation, biological process: RNA modification. Lineage: Eukaryota; Viridiplantae; Streptophyta; Magnoliopsida; Fabales; Fabaceae. Gene Ontology annotation, molecular function: RNA binding; protein binding.